CUUGUUCCAGAAAGCAGAAGUUGGUUGAAUAAAAGUUGAUUUGUUUGGUAGCAGGCAAGCGCGUCGUGUUUAGUACGAUAUUGUGUUAAUACCAAAUAGCUUUUUGAAAGUUGACCAUUCCCAAGUAUAGGAAUCCAAAACCCUCCCUGACUUUUAAAAACAAAACAGUAGUUAUCCUUUACCUAAUACGUGUAGCAUAACUCUACCACUGUUAUGGUCUUCAUAGAUCUCCCCUCCUGUUGUGAUCUUGAUUCCUGAAUAACUGUAUAAAUAUCCUCCCCUGUGGAAGCCAGAUAAUAUCAAAUCAAAUACAGCAAAGUAGAAAUGGCAAUGCACAAAAACCCAUCAUCCACAUCAAUGUCGGGUCUAGACAUAGCAGGAUCCUUCUUUGCUCCGAUCCAACAAGCCGCCCCACCAUCCCCAACCAAACGCCACAUUAAGAUAUCCAUCGUCGGCGCCGGCAACGUCGGUAUGGCCAUUGCUCAAACCCUUCUCACUCAAGACUUAGCCGAUGAGCUCGCCCUCGUCGACGCCCUCCCUGACAAGCUCCGCGGUGAGAUGUUGGACCUCCAACACGCCGCCGCCUUCCUCCCUCGUACUAAGAUCGUCGCUUCCACUGAUUAUUCCGUCACCACCGCUUCUGAUCUCUGUAUUGUCACUGCUGGAGCUCGCCAGAUUUCUGGGGAGUCUCGUCUUAAUCUUCUUCAGAGGAAUGUUUCAUUGUUUAAGAAGAUUAUUCCUCCUUUGGUUCAAUAUUCUCCUGAUGCUAUUUUGAUGAUUGUUUCUAAUCCUGUUGAUGUCUUGACUUAUAUUGCCUGGAAGUUAUCCGGUUUCCCUUCUAAUCGGGUUAUCGGCUCUGGUACUAAUCUUGAUUCCUCCAGGUUUCGCUUUUUGAUCGCUGAUCAUCUUGAUGUCAAUGCCCAGGAUGUCCAGGCAUACAUAAUAGGAGAACACGGGGACAGCUCGGUGGCACUAUGGUCAAGUAUAAGCGUAGGAGGGGUUCCUAUCUUAAGUUUCUUAGAAAAGCGCCAGAUUGCCUACGAGAAAGAAACCUUAGUCAAAAUACACAAGGAAGUCAUCAACUGCGCCUACGAGGUUAUUCAGCUCAAGGGCUACACCUCUUGGGCUGUUGGUUACUCUGUUGCUAACUUGGCUUGGUCCAUUCUACGUGAUCAACGUAGGAUUCAUCCUGUUUCGGUGCUUGCCAAAGGUUUCCAUGACAUCGAUGAUGGUGAGGUGUUCCUUAGCUUGCCUGCUCAGCUUGGGAGAGGUGGUGUGCUUGGGGUUAUAAACGUGCCUAUCAGUGAUGAGGAAGCUGACCAUCUUAGGAGGAGUGCUAAGACUAUUCUGGAGGUGCAGGAACAGCUUGGCGUUUAGUUUAUUAGUUAAUUAAACACUCUUUCCCACAAUAAUGUAUUCAACAAUAUCAAUUAGCUUAGCUUACUUAAAUUAUAAUCAGCUUCUUUUUCUUUGACAAUCAACUGUAUUAAAUGUUUUGCUUUACCAGUUUUUUUUUUUUUUUUUUCAUUUCCCCAACCCGCCUACUGUUACACUAUCUCCAAUAGAAUUAAAAUAUAUUUUGUCA
Messenger RNA from Chenopodium quinoa (quinoa), 1585 nucleotides. Its product is annotated as L-lactate dehydrogenase B-like. NCBI's taxonomy places the organism in Eukaryota, Viridiplantae, Streptophyta, Magnoliopsida, Caryophyllales, Amaranthaceae. The coding region runs from base 325 to 1377 and encodes 350 amino acids. Gene Ontology annotation, molecular function: L-lactate dehydrogenase (NAD+) activity. The transcript is spliced from 2 exons. Gene Ontology annotation, cellular component: cytoplasm. The record is from RefSeq and is a predicted model, not a curated record. Gene Ontology annotation, biological process: carboxylic acid metabolic process.